Molecule: messenger RNA, 1923 nt
Organism: Panonychus citri (citrus red mite)
Lineage: Eukaryota; Metazoa; Arthropoda; Arachnida; Trombidiformes; Tetranychidae
Product: 4-galactosyl-N-acetylglucosaminide 3-alpha-L-fucosyltransferase FUT6-like
Exons: 1
Coding region: 463-1698 (411 amino acids)
Cellular component (GO): membrane
Molecular function (GO): alpha-(1->3)-fucosyltransferase activity
Source: RefSeq, a predicted model, not a curated record
GCAAGUGCUUAAUACCUUCUAAUAAUAUGAAUAUUAUCAACAACGAGAAAAAUGAUUAGCUGAAUAAAUUAGAUCAGAAUUGAAACACCAGUGGUUGUUUACUGUAAUUUGGAGUCUCGUCUAUGUACAUUCAACAACCAGAAACCGGUGUGUAAAUUGUGAUGACAACAAAGAGGAAAGAGAAAGUUGUAAUUAAAGAUCUUUAGUUUAAUUAUAUUACCUAAUGAAUUUUCUCUACUCGUUUUCCUUUCUCUUCAGAUAAAUUACCUGAGUCUAAUAACAACUUUCUAAACAAUCGUGAUAAUCGCAGCGAGUUUUGAUCUUUUUUACUUAUGUACACUCUAUCUAUCUAGAUUAUCAACUAAUCUCUUCAUUUUUUGGACCCAUAAUCAAGUCAAAGUCUAUUUUCUCUCUCUCCCUUGGUCGUUUCUUUUUCCAAUCGAAAGCUUUACUAUCUAGCAAAUGGAUGAAGUUCAAUUACUAUUCAAUAAACGAAUUAAUCAGUUAAACCGGAAUUCACAUUCAUCACAAAGACGUAAAAAAUUGAUUCUGGUUUUCAUCGGUCUCCUCUUUUGUUGCUAUUAUACCUAUUUUUAUAUCAAUCUAUCUUCUCUAUCAACCCAAGUCUCAUUAUCAUUUCCAGCAUUCGUUUAUCCUAGUUCUCCAGCGGUUAUCAUCCUAUGGACAGCUCCUUACGACUCAUGGCAGGGAUCAACCGAUGUACCUUUAGAUUGUGAUUGUAUUGUCACUCAAAAUCGAAGUCUCUUGGCUCAAGCAAAAGCUGUAAUUUUCUAUUGGCGACGUACUAAUCUCACGGAUUUGCCUAAAUAUAAAUUUCAAGGUCAAACGUGGAUCUUGCAUCAUCUAGAGUCUCCAGUUAACACACAUAGACUAUCUGAAUUAACCGCUUUCUCUAAUUACAUUGAUUGUUGGUCCAGUUAUCGAGUUGAUUCAGACUUUCCAACACCAUAUGGAUUUAUUUUACCAAAGGAUGAAUCUUUUGAAUCAGACAAAAUUAAUGUUACCUUUUCACAGAAAAGUCGUAACGUGGCCUGGAUGGUUUCACGUUGUAGGGCCGAAUCGGGAAGAGAUGAAUAUGUCAAAGAGUUAGCUCGUUACAUCGAUGUUGACAUUUAUGGUGAAUGUGGUCCAUUUAAAUGUCCACGUUCCGAGGGAUCACAUUGUUACGAAUAUUUUGAGAAAAAGUAUCGAUACUACUUGUCCUUCGAGAAUUCAAUCUGUACCGAUUAUUAUACUGAGAAGAUAAUCAACCUUCUUAAUUAUACAAUCAUUCCGAUUGUUCUCGGUGGAGCCAAUUAUUCAUCAGUUUUACCAAAUCAUUCGUAUAUCGAUGCGCUUUCAUUUAAAUCACCUCGAGACUUGGCAAUGUUAUUACGAAGUCUAUCAAACGACGAGAAAAGAUACAAUUCCUAUUUCGAGUGGAAAUCUCGAUUCACGGUUAAAGCUAACGAUUAUCGAACACUUUCCUGCCAAAUAUGCUCCAAAUUGAAACAAUCAACCCAAAGUAGAUUUUCAUUUUCAUCAUCAACCAAAGAUCACAAUCAAUUAAGACGAUCAAAUGUAUUAUGUAAUCAUCUAGAUAAAGAUUUUGUUAGUUGGUGGUACAAUGAAGGAUCAUGUGUAUCAUGGACUCCGAUAAAUCAAUUGAUAUCCUGGUCAUUGGACAGUUCAAUCUGAUUUUGAAUUGACAUAGAAAAAGAUUUUCACUUAAAAAUCAAAAUCUAUCUACAACUUAUUAUUAUUAUCCCAGCUUUUCUCAAAUCACUAACUUUCUCAUUAAGAAGACAAUUAAAAAAUGGUUGCAAAUCACAAUUUAACCUUUUCUAAUUUUUAUAAGCUAUUCGAAAUAAUAGUAAACAUGGUUCAUAUUUUUUUCCAUAUUAUGAAACAAUAAAAACAAUU